This is a messenger RNA of Musa acuminata subsp. malaccensis (wild Malaysian banana), 2582 nucleotides long. RefSeq names its product transcription termination factor MTERF6, chloroplastic/mitochondrial. Gene Ontology annotation, molecular function: double-stranded DNA binding. NCBI's taxonomy places the organism in Eukaryota, Viridiplantae, Streptophyta, Magnoliopsida, Zingiberales, Musaceae. Gene Ontology annotation, biological process: regulation of DNA-templated transcription. The record is from RefSeq and is a predicted model, not a curated record.
AGGAAAUCUUAUCUGCUUAUCACAAACCCAUAAAAGCCAUCACACUUGGUGAAUGCCCGGUGCCCAACAAUCUCCGUGCAGAACUCAACUGAAUCCUCCAAUUUCUAUCCUCUGCAUAAGUCCUGAAUGAGAAUUUUGUAGCUGAAUGCAAUCGGCACAACUCUGUGCUUAUGCAUUUUCCUGAAGAUCCUCCUUAUAUCAUCAAAUUUUGCUGUCUUGUGGACUCCUGCCACAACAGCAAUGUGAAUCACAUCAUAAGGUACCAUACCCUUCUGACGCAUUAAUCCAAACAGCUUCAUGGCUUCCUGAACUAGCCCGCUUUGCAGAGCACAACAACCAUGGCAACAGCAUUAGGUAUUAGCCCGGUCACCUUGAUCUUCUUGAAAAUGUCAUCGGUGACUUCUGGUGGUGCCUCCUAUGUGGCAGACUCAGCCACCACCAAUGUCGUCCAGCAGACUCACCCACCAAUUUCUAUCUUUUUGAUCGGCUUCCUCCACCUUCUUACGUUAUGCCAGCCAACUUCUCCAAGAUUGGACUUUUGCGCCGGAGAAUCCCCAAUUCGAUCGCUUCCUCACCCGCCACAAUCAAAAUUCUCCAGCGUUCCUCUCCCCUACGUCGUCCAGCAGACCGUGACGACGAUCUCUGCCGCGAAACCCCGAAGCCAUCCAUAUAAUUUCGACAGAAAUCCUUGAAUGGCGACUGCGGGAACUGACCAAAAUCCUCUUUUGGAUGGUCUCUCUUCGUGGGUUUGCUGCCCCACAUGCAAUAAUGAUAUAGCGGAGGCUCGAGCCAGAGGCGCUUCUUCGUGCCACCCUUUGCUUCUCCUCGUCGCCGUCGUCAGCAAAGUUGAGAUUACAAAGGAAAAGGUCUUGGGAGCCAUCGCCCCUGCGCCUCUCGCCUCUCAUCGGUCUGUCAGUAUUGUUACUCGUACCCAAGCCGGUCGCGGGCAUGCAUCUCUCCAUGAUCGAAGCUUAGUUUGCAGCGUUCUCUUCAACUGUGGCCGCGGAGGAAGAAGCAAAUGUGGAUUCUGGGAAUUAGUUUAGGGUUUCUAGAUUAAAAAAAAAGAAAGAGCAACAUCGUUUCCAAUACCCACCAAACUACCCGUAUUUUAUUGGAGAAAACACAGGGACCACAUCAGCGCCCAUCUCUUUAAUGAACAAACGCUCUCGUGACAGUGAGAGAUAAGGUCGAUGAUUCUUUAUAAGGCUUCUUCGACUCCGGUCUCCUGUUAGGGAUAACGUCUGCUUGGGAUAAGGUCUCGCUCUGCAGUGGGUGACUGAAGAAGAAGGGAGAUGGAAAGGAGCACAGACCAGCAGCUCACAAUUGUUGAGUUCUUGAGGGAGAAAGGGUUUGAUGAUGAAAGCAUAAAGAGAAUGGUGAGGCGAUGCAAUCCACUGGAGAUCACAGGAAGAGACAGAGCGAGUGAGAAUUGGAAUUACUUGGAAAGCAUUGGGGUUCAGAAGAGGAAGCUUCCGUAUGUUGUUUUCAAGUGCCCCAAAGUCCUCACUUUGGGCUUGAAUCAGAAGCUUGUGCCUACCGUCCAGUGCCUUGCGACCUUGGGAUCAAGGCCUGGCGAAGUGGCCUCGGCCAUCACCAAAUUCCCAAACAUUCUCUCACACAGUGUUGAAGAUAAGCUCUGCCCAUUACUAGCUUUCUUCCAGGUGCUAGGAAUCUCGGAGAAGCAACUGGGUAAGAUGCUCCUGUUGAAUCCAAGGCUCAUCAGUUACAGCAUCGAAACGAAAUUGACUCGGAUUACUGAUUUCCUCGCAAGCAUUGGUCUCAAUAAGGAAGGCUUGAUUGGUAAAACUCUGGUGAAAAAUCCAUUCUUAGUAGGUUACAGUGUUGAGAAACGGCUUCGACCAACCACAGAAUUUCUCAAGUCGAUAGGCUUAGAUGAACAGAAUUUGCAAAGAGUGAUUUGCAAUUUCCCUGAAGUAAUCUGUAGGGAUGUUAAUAGGGUUCUAAAACCCAACUUAGCAUUCUUGAAGAGAUGUGGAUUUGACAGUAAACAAAUUGCAACAUUGGUUGCCGGAUAUCCCCCUGUUCUAAUCAAGAGUGUCAACAAAUCCUUGGAACCCAAAAUCAGAUUCUUGGUUGAAGACAUGGGAAGGGAAAUCGGUGAGAUAGCAGAUUGUCCAGAGUUCUUUCGACAUGGUAUGAAGAAGAGCUUGGAGUUGCGGCACAAACUUUUGAAACAAAAGAACAUACAUUGUAGUCUGAGCGAUAUGCUUCAUUGCAAUCAGAAGAGGUUUAUUGCUAAAUAUGGCUUAGUUGCAGGCUUCUCUUGAUUCUGUUCUUCCUGCUCUUUUCGACCUUUGUGUUCCAUCUCUUGUUAGGGUUGAAAGUUUGGCCAUUGGUUGCCAGAGGUGCAAGGGCUUGCUCUUCAAGGUAAGAAUAUUGUUGUUUUUUAUCUUCUCUUGUCCUGCACUCAGCUAGCAUUGCUGAAUAGAACUUGUCUUUACCCCAGGUAGUGCUUGUAUCACCACAGACCACAAAAAUUUCCUGUUUUAUACAGUUUUUUCCCCACUUUUGUUUGCAAAUUCAUUCCUACUUAGCUGCAAAACUCUAAAAUUUACAUGACU